This is a messenger RNA of Gastrolobium bilobum, 726 nucleotides long. RefSeq names its product guanosine deaminase-like. The record is from RefSeq and is a predicted model, not a curated record. The transcript has 2 exons. Gene Ontology annotation, biological process: purine nucleoside catabolic process. The coding region runs from base 1 to 726 and encodes 241 amino acids. Gene Ontology annotation, molecular function: guanosine deaminase activity; zinc ion binding. NCBI's taxonomy places the organism in Eukaryota, Viridiplantae, Streptophyta, Magnoliopsida, Fabales, Fabaceae.
AUGAGGGAGGUGCAGUCUUUGGUAGAUACAGCUCUUGGGUAUAUAAGCGUUUGUUUUGCAUUUGCUGGUCACCAACAAGCUGUACAGGAUAGAGACCACAAGUUCCUAACAAAAGUGGUCGAAGAAGCUUAUAAAGGAGUUGAAUGUGGUGAUGGAGGCCCAUUUGGUGCGGUUGUUGUUCGAAAUGAUGAAGUAGUUGUAAGCUGUCAUAACAUGGUUUUCAGAAACACUGAUCCCACAGCUCAUGCUGAGGAUACUGCUAUAAGAGAGGCUUGUCAAAAGCUAAAUCAAAUUGAGCUCUCAGACUGUGAAAUCUAUGCAUCUUGUGAGCCUUGUCCAACGUGCUUUGGUGCAAUUUAUCUUUUAAGAAUUAAGAGAUUGGUUUAUGGAGCUAAAGUAGAGGCUGCAAUAGCAAUUGGAUUUGAUGAUUUUAUUGCCGAUGCACCCUUUGGAGAUGUUACUGUCACAUUGUUUCUGGGUCAGGAUAGCCAGCAACCAAUAUUCUCUGGACAACAGAAGUUAUUUUUUGAGCAUGAAACUCACUUCACUGUUAUGAAUUAUCGUGGAAGCAUAAAUCACAAGAAUAUGAAGGAUUUUGUGAGGGAAUUUGGAACUGUCAUGGUAACCACUUUAGUAUCCAUGCUCCUCCCAUUUUUCAAUGACAUACUUAAGGAUUUCUACUCUCUAUUUUUUCAUUGGACCUUAAGGACAAGGUCCGUUCUUUAG